Molecule: messenger RNA, 2586 nt
Organism: Oncorhynchus masou masou (cherry salmon)
Lineage: Eukaryota; Metazoa; Chordata; Actinopteri; Salmoniformes; Salmonidae
Product: cyclin-D-binding Myb-like transcription factor 1
Biological process (GO): regulation of transcription by RNA polymerase II
Cellular component (GO): nucleus
Molecular function (GO): RNA polymerase II cis-regulatory region sequence-specific DNA binding; DNA-binding transcription factor activity, RNA polymerase II-specific
Source: RefSeq, a predicted model, not a curated record
CUAUGGCCCACCGACGACGGUGACAUUACGGAAGAGGUGGCCCAGAUACAGAUCUUGCAGAGUGAGGAUCCUCAGAACAGUGAGGAGAUAUCUCCUAUCAGCCAGGCCUGGUUCACCACCAAGGAGGAUAAAGACACACUGGUUAACAAAGGUCAUAAGUGGAAACAAGGCAUGUGGUCUAAAGAGGAGAUCAACCUCCUGAUGAGCAACAUCCAACAAUAUGUGAAGGGUCGGGGAAUGGAGGACCCAGCUGAGAUCAUCUUUGAGAUGUCUAAGGAGGAGCGUAAGGAUUUCUACCGCAGCGUGGCCUGGGGUCUGAACCGCCCGCUGUUCGCCGUCUACCGACGAGUCCUCCGCAUGCACGAUAACCGCAACCAUGUGGGCAAGUACUCUCCUGAGGAGAUCAACAAGCUGAAAGAGCUGAGACAGAAGCAUGGUAAUGACUGGGCCACCAUAGGAGCCGCUCUGGGCCGCAGCGCCUCGUCUGUUAAAGACCGCUGCCGACUAAUGAAGGACACCUGCAACACAGGGAAGUGGAGUGAGGAGGAGGAGAGGCGUCUAUCGGACAGUGUCUAUGCCCUGGCGGGUGUGUGUCCGGGCCGUGCAGUGACGGGCGGGGUGUCGUGGGCGGCUGUAGCUGAUCUGGUGGGAACGCGGUCGGAGAAACAGUGUCGCUCUAAAUGGCUCAACUACCUCAACUGGAAACAGAGUGGAGGGACGGAGUGGACCAAAGACCAGGAUCUCAGCUUAGUACACAGGAUAGUGGAGUUGGAUGUGGAUGAUGAGAAUGAGUUAAAGUGGGAGGAGCUAGCGGGGGGGUGGAGCAGUGUUCGCUCUCCUCAGUGGCUCAGAUCUAAGUGGUGGAGCAUCAAGAGACAAGUAGCCAAUCACAAGGAACUGCCCUUCCACGUGUUACUGAAGGGUCUUCAGGAGUUGAUGGAGACUCAGGUGCCGUUAGGGGCGGGCACUGGGCCAGGUAGCCCUUCCCUGCAGAUCCGAGUCACGCGAUUGGAGGAGUGCUGUAGCUCCCCCCCCCGGCCCGUCACAGCACUGCAGAUCCCCCUGCAGAUCACACACCUGGCCUCAGACAGUGCUGGUGCCAGUGACACAGAGACCAUCACCCUCAACACUGCUGCUCUGCAGACCUUACAGAUCCUACCUUCUUUCCACCUGCACCCUACAGGGACUCCAGGGACAUACUUCCUUCAGACAGCAGCCAAUCAGAGCCUGCCGCUCAGCCUUUCCAGCAAUCCCACCGUCACACUGACGGCUAGCUCCUCCCCGUCCCCAGAACACAUCAUCCUACACAGCCUCUCGACGGAGGGUCUUUGUUCCAAUGACAGCGUCAUCAUUCAGACGGUCACCUCUGACCACAGCUCUCCAGAGCCUCUUUGCCAAUCACAGCUGGUUGUGGAGAUGCAGGGGGAGGAGCCAGAGCAGAACUUCCUGAUUGGUUCCUCAGAAGGCGGAGCCACCGAGACUCCGGAGCCAAUGACAGACAGCUUUACUGCCAAGGUCCUGGACUCUCCCUCUCAGGAGCAGGCGGUGGAUUCUGGGAUAGCGAAGGGGGCGGUGCUUAUCGUUUCUCCUACAAAUGUCAGCAGCACACUAACAGAUAUGAUCCUGGAGAACCAGGAUGGCUCUGACUGAGCUGGAUGACAUCAUCACUGAUGGAGCCCAUCAAACAGCAGAGUGGACAUGUCGCAAUUUUGGACAUUAUUUCUGAUUGGCUGAGUUGGCCAUUAAGCCCCUCCCCUUUAAAUGUUUUCUUGGGUAUGGCAGUAAUACUGGUAUGUACACCGCCAUCAAACCCCAACCAAGAAGAAGUUCUCUUGGGUCAGAGGUGAGACUAUGAUGUCAUUGUGGGCUCCUGUGGGAGCCGGCCUGACCGUGUGUGUGAGAGCGAGAGAGAGUGAGUGUGUUGCAGAACGGCUUUUCCAAACUGUCCAUUAUAAAGACUGCAGCCAGAGCCACAGAUAUACACUGAUUGGACAAAGAACUUCCUAAUAUUGAGUUGCAACCCCAUGUCAGAAGGCUAUAAAGUCCUUAUUUAACCUGUCUCCUCUACUUCAUCUACCCUGAAGUGGAUUUAACCUGUCUCCUCUCCUUCAUCUACUCUGAAGUGGAUUUAACCUGUCUCCUCUACGCUGAAGUGGAUUUAAUAAGGGAUCAUAUCACCUGGAUAGUGGGGCGGCAGGGUAGCCUAGUGGUUAGAGCGUUGGACUAGUAACCAAAAGGUUGCAAGUUCAAACCCCCGAGCUGAAAAGGUACAAAUCUGUCGUUCUGCCCCUGAACAGGCAGUUAACCCACUGUUCCUAGGCCGUCAUUGAAAAUAAGAAUUUGUUCUUAACUGACUUGCCUAGUAAAAUAAAGGUAAAUAAAGUAGUGUUCUUAAUGUUUUGUCCACUCAGUGUCGUUGUAGAUUCUCUGGUUCUCCGCCUCAGAACAGCAGCCGACAGGUCCCAGUGUGUCUGUUGGAACCGUCUGCCUACUGACCACACAAAGAACAGGACAGAUUCUCAUUCAUCUGACACUGAAUUAUAUCUGCAUUUACUUUAUUUAUGUGUAAUAAAAACUCCCACAGUU